CCGGCAACACCCAUUCAUGGCUACGCAGCAUGAGCGGCAGCAGCAGCAACCGCUGCACAUCCUCUUCCUCCCUUUCUUCGCGCCUGGGCACCUCCUUCCGGCCGCCGACGUGGCCGCGAUUUUCGCCGCCCGCGGCGCGAGGUGCACCAUCCUCACCACGCCCGUCAACGCCAACAUCAUCCGUCCGGCCGUCGACCGUGCCAACGACGCCCGUACUCUCCAUGGCACCGGUUCCCGAGCAAUCGAUAUCGCCGUGAUGCCGUUCCCCGACGUGGGGCUCCCGCCGGGCGUCGAGAACUACAUGGCCCUUACCACGCUCCAGGUAGACUGCCGCGCCAAGUUCAUGCGAGCCGUGCAGCUGGUCCAAGAACCAUUCCACCGGUUCCUGGCCGCCAACCGCCUCGAUGCCGUCGUGUCCGACAGCUUCUUCAGCUGGUCCGCGGAUGCCGCGGCGGAGCACGGCAUCCCGCGGCUCGUGAUCACCGGUACCAGCGUGUUCGCGCGGUCCUGCAACGAGAGCAUGUUGCGCAACAACCCGUUGCAGACAGCGACGUGUGAGGGCAAUCCUGAAGCUCUUGUUUCGCUCCCGAGGCUGCCGCACCGUGUCGAGCUGCGCCGGAGCCAGAUGAUGGACCCCGGGAAGCAGCCGGAGGCGUGGGCGUUCUACCAGAGCAACAACGCCGCCGACCAGAGGAGCUUCGGCGAGGUGUUCAACAGCUUCCACGAGCUGGAGCCAGACUACGUGGAACACUUCCAGACGACGCUCGGCCGCCGCGCGUUUCUCGUGGGGCCGGUCGCCCUCGCCACCAGAGACAUGGCUGCCAGCGGCGCCAACGUCAACGCAGACGUUAGCAAGGAUUGCUGUCUGCGGUGGCUAGACACGAAGCCCGCCGGCUCAGUGGUGUACGUCUCCUUUGGCACGGCAACACGUUUCUCGCCGGCGGAGCUGCGCGAGAUAUCCCGUGGCCUCGACCUCUCCGGCAAGAACUUCGUGUGGGCCAUUAGUGCCAGCGAAAGCACCGAAUCGUCAGAAUGGAUGCCAGAAGACUUCGCCAAGCUGACGGCAAACGUCAGCGACAGCCGCGGCUUCAUCAUCCGGGGCUGGGCGCCGCAGACGCUCAUCCUGAACCACCCCGCCCUCGGCGGGUUCAUGAUGCACUGCGGCUGGAACUCUGUACUGGAGGCCGUGAGCGCCGGUGCACGCAAGAGAAAUCUCCCUCCACCUCAUCGUACGAAUGCUUGGCCCUGGCGUACCAGUCCCGGUCCAAGGGAACCAGUCGACCUCGAGGCUCGCCGAAGGAGGGGGAGAGGGAGAGGACGAGACGCUUAACCCUAGCGAAAUGCUUGUGAAUGUUAUGUAUCGGCGCAUGAAACCCUAGAUCAGAACUUAGCGUUCCAACGAGGAGCCAAAACCACUUAAGAGGAGGCGGCGACGGGGUAGAAUCGUGAAACUGGGCCACAGGCGGGGGAGAAUCGUGAAACUGGGCCACAGGCCCGGAGUACCAGAGAUGCCAACCAUGCCCCGCCACCAGAGAGGCAACGGCCCACCCUUGCGUAGCCAGUCGCCCAGCUACCGCCGAACAAGGAAGCUCCUCCGAGCUCCCCAAUCCACGCCAACCUACCGCGGGCAGGAUACCCAUGGCAGAGUACACACUCCAACAAGACAGGCUUGAAGCAAUGGCAUCUCAAGACAGUGGCCAACACACAGAGAACGAGCUCCGACCAACGCCGGCAUUGGCCAGCCACCAGUCAGGAGUUUCGACCAACGUCGGCGUUGUAGGAAGUUGUCGUGCCGACGCCGAGCUCAGUAUAUCCGAGCCCUAUCAGAUCUA
Molecule: messenger RNA, 1832 nt
Organism: Lolium perenne
Lineage: Eukaryota; Viridiplantae; Streptophyta; Magnoliopsida; Poales; Poaceae
Product: UDP-glucose flavonoid 3-O-glucosyltransferase 7-like
Molecular function (GO): UDP-glucosyltransferase activity
Source: RefSeq, a predicted model, not a curated record